CUAUGACGUGGUGCACCACCUCCAUAGACAGCUGAAGGAGAAAGACGACGAACGUACACACUCUCUCUCUCUCUCUCUCUCUCUCUCUUCACAUAUGCACAGCGAGCACACAACGUGUCAGAUCUUUCGUCGAUUUCUCUCCAUCUCUCUGUUUUUCUCUUCGAAAUCGAACUUUUGGUGAAAAAGGAUAAAGAAAGAAAAGGAUAGGAAAGGAAAAGAAAAGCGUAGCAAAAAUGUCGGAGGCAGCAAAGGACCCAGCGAUCAAGCUUUUCGGGAAGACGAUCCCGGUGCUGAGCUCCGACGGCGACUCGGUCGGAGUCGCCGGGGGUCCGGAACCCUAUCUGCCGUCCGGAACUGUCGCGGAAGAGACUGUCGAUCAGGACCGCGCCGCCGCCUCCUCCAACUCUUCGCCCGAAGUCAAUACCCAAAGAGAACGGGAGGAGAAAGAGGUCAAUGACAACAAGGACACAUUCGGAGAAAAACCAAUUCAGGCGAAACAGGAAAAUGGAAUCACGACAUUAUCUUCGGAAGAGUUGACAAAGCCAGAUGCGGCAUCCAUAAUAGGUGUAAACCCUGAAUCACCUGUUGAGAAGGAGAAUGCCACAUUAAAGACAGAGAAGACUGAGGAAGAACAGAGUGACAGUAAUGCGCAGGAUAAGACCCUGAAGAAACCAGAUAAAAUACUUCCAUGCCCCCGCUGUAAUAGUAUGGACACUAAGUUUUGUUACUACAACAAUUACAAUGUCAACCAACCCCGGCACUUCUGCAAGAACUGCCAGAGAUACUGGACAGCUGGUGGGACAAUGAGGAAUGUGCCUGUGGGUGCCGGUCGUCGUAAGAAUAAGAAUUCUGCUUCUCACUAUCGUCACAUAACAGUCUCUGAAGCUAUGCCGAAUGCUCAAGCUGAUGUUCUCAAUGGAGUUCACCAUCCUUCAGUAAAACCGAAUGGUACUGUCCUAACAUUUUGCGGGGAUAUGCCCCUCUGUGAAUCAAUGGCUUCUGUCCUUCAUCUAGCUGAUAAAAAUAUACAGAACUGUACGCGUAAUGGAUUUCAGAAACCUGAAGGAUUGAGGAUUCCAGCUUCUUAUGGAGGUAGAGUAAAUGGAGAUGAUCAUUUGACUGGAUCAACGGUGACAGAUUCAAAUUCAAAGGAUGAAGCGUGCAAAUCUGGAUCACAAGAGCAAGUAUUGCAGAAUUAUCAGGGCUUCCCACCUCAAGUACCAUGCUUUCCUGGGGCUCCUUGGCCUUACCCUUGGAACUCCUCCCAAUGGAGCUCUCCUGUCACACCACCUGCGUUCUGCCCUCCAGGUUAUCCUAUGCCCUUCUACCCUGCAGCAGCUUAUUGGGGUUGUGCUGUGCAAGGCCCUUGGAAUAUCCCUUGGCUUCCUCCGCCAUCAUCUUUAAACAACAGUGCUCCAAGUUCUGGUCCCAACUCUCCCACCCUGGGGAAACAUUCGAGGGAAGAGAACACCAUGAAACAAAAUAGCUCCGAGGAAGAGGAGCCACCAAAAGAAAAGAGUGCCGAGAAAAACCUUUGGAUUCCAAAAACUUUGAGGAUUGAUGACCCUGGAGAAGCUGCAAAAAGCUCUAUAUGGGCAACAUUGGGGAUUAAGAAUGAUAAGGUUGACUCAGUUAGCAGCGGGGGACUCUUCAAGGCCUUCCAGUCAAAGGGCGAUCAAAAGAAUCAUCCCUCCGAUGCCUCUCCGGUCUUACAAGCCAAUCCAGCGGCGCUGUCUAGAUCACUCAAUUUCCAGGAGAGCUCGUAAAAUCGGUAGCUUAUUUUAAACUUCUUGUUUGCUUCAAGUGAUUCUAACAGUUCAGCAAAGCUCAACUGCUCCACACAAUAUGACACCGCCUUUCUACGCCCAGCAGUCUCGUUGAUUAACCAUCCUCGGCCACAAAACCAAAUGUCAAAGCCGUCAAUGGAGGAAUAUAAGAGGAGGAUUUUGCGGCCUUUUCACUUAAUUAGGAGCUGGGAGCCAACUUACCUUAAGCUGAAAUAGCCACUAAUUUUUCCCCUGCGAGUGCUACUAUGAAUAUUUGCAACGUAUGUAUUUUGAGUUAGACGGUUUGCUUGAGUUCUUGUACAUAUAUUUACAUGUAAAUUGAGAACUAGAAGAGUUCAGGUUUGUGUAGCAUAAUCCCAAAUAUGUACUUAAAUAACUUUGGGGAUUCAAAUGAAAAACUUCCUUUUCA
Molecule: messenger RNA, 2196 nt
Organism: Pyrus x bretschneideri (Chinese white pear)
Lineage: Eukaryota; Viridiplantae; Streptophyta; Magnoliopsida; Rosales; Rosaceae
Product: cyclic dof factor 3
Biological process (GO): regulation of DNA-templated transcription
Molecular function (GO): DNA binding; DNA-binding transcription factor activity
Source: RefSeq, a predicted model, not a curated record